This is a messenger RNA of Paramuricea clavata, 7500 nucleotides long. The record is from the annotation of a GenBank genome assembly. Lineage: Eukaryota; Metazoa; Cnidaria; Anthozoa; Malacalcyonacea; Plexauridae.
AGCUGAGGAAAAGCUAAAAGCUGAAAAUGGAAAAUUUAUGGAGGAUAUAAAGCAGUUGAAAUGUGAAAAUGAAACACUUUCAUUGGAAAAUAAAAGGUUAGAAUCAAUAAUAGUUCAUGGAAAUUUCUAGCAAAAAUGAUGUAUGUUUAAUGUUUUACACGUGCUAAAAAUGUUGUUUUACUACAGUGGUGAACACUAGGGAGAGCCGGAGGGAGGGGGGUCCCUUCCCCCAAUAAAAGUUUGGUACCAAAUAUCACAAUUAACUAUACAAUGAUCAAGUGAGCCUUAAACAGUGUCCGCCACUGAUGUCUAUGCUGACUACAAAUGCAUAAUUUCAAAAAUCAAGUUUACUUUUCACCAAAAUAAUUAAGUAAACUUUACCAUUGGAAAGAUCAGCAAAAAGUAUAUAAUAUGAAACGUUUAAGCGAGUAGUGCGAAUUUUCAAGCUGGUUUUGCAUUAAAGGAGCUUAAUUAAAAGUAACUAUUAAUUAGCAUCAAUUAGCGCAUGCAUUUUCGAGCGUUAAAGGCUAUGAAAAUCGCGAACUUUGUGAACUUGAUUGCGAACUUUGUUGUAGUAUAUUUUUGUUAAAGGUAAACUUGAAGUUGAAAUUCUGCAUUUUUGUCAUAUAGUACUUUUUAUAGGUAAAAUUCUCAAAUUCUCAAAUUUUCAUCUAUAUUAAGCCAAGAGGCAAGACCAGAGUUGCCAAGGUUUACCAUGUUUAUAACUUUUUAUGCGCCUGAGACCGCCAAAAAUUGUCUGGAAAAUGUCUGCAUUUUCAGCCCUUUACUUUCAUGCAUUAAUGAUGACGAAAGUGAUUUGUAUAGUAUGGUAGUAUAUCUCAAAAUUUUGCUUCGUGUGUUGGGAGUUCCCUCGCAAUGCAAUAGCCGAAUGCGUAAAUACAUAAAAUAUGUAAAUAACAUAUCUUUUUCAGUAAACAUGUGAAUAUUUACAUAUUCUAGAUUGACAGAAAAAAUAAAGAACACGAAAGAAUUUGUCAAGGUUUAUUUUAAGGACCAGCUCAAUAGAAUAAAAGGUUUGUUUUAAUUGUGACUUAUAGGGCUUGCAAGCAGUUUAUAAACUUACGUUAAUAUGGGCAACCUUACUACUGUUAAGUCAGUGUUAUUCAACUAUUUCUAAUUUCCUAUACAUCACUAAGCAUUAAUUAUUCUCUAGAAAACCCUCGAACCUUUAAAACUACUUUUGUCUUAAAUGUAACUCUGUUCGUACAGUGUAGCUUGUCGUGUCCGAUAUCGUAUUGUUAUUGAAAUAUGAAUGUAGACAUUGUAUAUUGUGUAUUGUAUAUAUUGUAUAUUGUAUAUUAUAUAAUACCUUAUUAACUUCUAAUCGUUUAAUUGGCUGUUUAUGGUCACGUGAUAUUGAAUAGAAAAUUCCAUUUCCCAAGAGUGCAAUGGAACGCGUUCCAUUGCACUCUCCGCAAUAGUACAAUUGAAUAAAACGUAUAGUACAAUUGCACUCUUUGUGUUUUCGAUAAAUCGCAUCCCUCAAAAUGCUUCUCAUACGAAUCUAUUAGUCUGUUCUGGACUUUUGGUAUUAUAUGAAACAAAUAAUGAAUGUUUCUUCGUGCAAUGGUAAGAAUAUUUUCAUUCGGUGAAAGAUGGAAUGUUCCAUUCAACUCGGCUCAGUCGGCUGUCGCCUCGUUGAAUGGAACAUUCCAUCUUUCACCUCAUGAAAAUAUUCUUACCAUUGCACUCAUAAACAUUCAUUAUUUGUAUAUUGUAUAUUGUGUAUUGUAUAUAUUGAAUAUUGUAUAUUGUAUAUUGUAUGUUGUAUAUUGUAUAUUGUAUAUUGUAUGCAGAUAGUCACAUGUUGUUAAAUUAAGCCUGGUUUCCAUAUAUGGCCAUAACUGUCGCGAACGUGUUGUAACUGUCGUCAAAGACAAAGUAGUUUUUGCGACCAAAUGGAAACAUGACGAAAAGUCUUGUCGCGACAUGCUGGCGACAGUUCACGACAGUUGUCGUCGUGAUAGACUCGAGUUCUAUCUCGACGACAAUUGCGACAGGCUAAAAACGUGUCGUGACCGUUGUUUUUUAAUGGAAACAGAAAGACGACAGCAUGGCAACAGUUUGUCUUUUUAAGACUGGCGCCAGCUGCUUGUACGAUCCCUGGGUACGAAAUUAACUUGCGACAGUGUCACGACAGUUCCAAUCAUAUAGAAACAAGCAUAAAAAUCAUUCACGACAAACAUUUUACGACACGUUCGCGACAGUUACAACCAGAUGGACACUAGGCUUUAGAUUUCGUUAGGUUUACGGGAUAGGUUACUCGUUUUGUUCUAAUGUAAGUAUUUAUGUAAAUAAAUUUAUGCAAAUAUUCCUUAAUCUAGAAUUUCCUCAACAGUCAGAUGCAAUAGUAUUUACUGGUAUAUACUUCAUUUUCUUUUUAAUGAUUUCAGAGAUCGAAAAGAACGGCAUAUAUAAUGCGGAAACAUUUUCCUACCUCGUUGGUGACAUUGGAAGGUAGCCUUUUUAAAAAUUUUCACUGGGGGGGAGGCAAAAAUUGUCUGCCCAAAAGCGCGAGCUUAAUGGAAGUGAGAGUGUAUUUAUCACUAAUUAACUUUUAAUAUUUUACGGUAACUAUGAUUUUAAAUAUCCAAUUGUCCACAAAAUAUUUGAGACAAUUAAACCCCCCUCUCCUCAUUUCAAUGUUGCUUUGUGCUGUAUUGUUUAAUUCAAAUAUCAUACAUUAGAUUUUGACUGCCACUGAGACAGUUGCGAUUCUGGUGUCAAGAUUAUAGCCUUUCAACAUUGAAAUAGUUGCAAGGGGGAAUGGAUUCUUUUUUCUUUUCUUUUUUUUAUGCUAUACGUUUAUUCCAUCGAGGGGCAAAUCCGAUUCUUGGGGAGGGGGGCAACUGCCCACCUUGUAGUAUAGUUACAUAAAAGGGUUGUGACGAGCUAGAUGGCUAAAAUAUUGAAAUAUAUAAUAUCUACACCAUUCAACUGCUGUUCAUUUCUCUUUAUUUAGAAGCCUGUACAACACAACUCUUAAUGAAACCAACAACGACCCUACUACAAACAAGAAACCCUCUCAAGGAAGAUUAUCAACAAACAAAGAGAACAGACGAGCACGCUAUGAAGACGUUGUCGUUGAGCCGUCGAAAGAUUGCAGAAUCUCUUGCACAACAUCGAACAAAAACAACAAACAGACUACGAUAAACGUUGGAAAAUGGCAAGAUAUUUUUUAUAAUGGAAAAAGCAACAAUGAACAACAAUCAAAUAAAAAUAAACAAACGCUUGGUAGUACAGCAAAACCUUUUUCAAACCAAGAACAUUUCAAGAAUCUGAGGAUAGCCUCGAAUAAAAAUUUUGACCAAGAAAUUAAAAAUUCUAAACCUCAAGAAACUCAAAACUUUUUAGAUCCCGACUUAACUCUAUGUUUACCAAUUGGCCCCCCUUUCAAGUCAAGUACUCAAAUAGAAUCAGAUAAGAAUAAAGAAAAAUUUAACAACACCACACAAAAUCCCAGCAAAGAAAUUUUGAAAAAUCAAAAAGCAAUUCCAAACGCCGAAGACGGCCAGUUUUUGGAUCCCGAUAUGACCCUGCGUUCACCCAUUGGUCCACCUUCGAAGUCAAGUACCCCCCAGGGUCCCAGCUCUGGCGAACAACCGAAGAAAUUUACGCUAGCGUUCAGUCCCCCGCCGACUUCGCCGUCUCUCCUAAGCAAUGAGGAUAGCGAGAGACUUCGGUGUACAUUAUUGCCUCAGAUUAUUUCAAUGGAAGGCGAGGUUCCUGUGGAAACUCAGCCCAAGUCUCCUACUAUCCUCACUCGGUCACAUAGUUUCACAAGGACUACAAUUUUGGUGGCAGCGUCACCAGACCUUCGGACACCCAAGCGAAAGAGGAAUAAUAUGUCAUUCGGGUCGCUGUUAGCUUCAGAAAGUCCAGGGUCGAAACAAGUGAUAGUCAAUGAUAGUGCAGUUUUGGGCGAACAUCUAGGAACGAGGCUAUCUAGUGACGAUGAGAGCCGAAAUCAACCCUCUAAAGUAAGCCAAUAGUUAAAUGUAACUGGAUUUACAAUUUGGUGUGACCUUGCCACGGGGGUGAAAUUGUCAUCCCGCCUGCCCCUCCCCUGGAAAAAAUUCAGCCCAGUAAGGAAGUUGGUAUGGUAUGGUAUGGUAUGCUAUGCUAUGCUAUGCUAUGCUAUGCUAUGCUAUGUCAUGUCGCGCAGUUUGCGAUGAAAAGCCUUCAAAACCGAAAAACCUUUUGGCGUACCUCUCAAAAUUGCUUUAUUUUAGCUUUGUUCUCUAGUUUCUACUGUGAACUACCUUUUAAAAUGCGAUUAAAGUACAAUUGUCAAUGAUGGACGCCAUAUUUACAGCAAGAUAAGCAAAACUUACUGAACUUCAGACUUUAUUUUCUCUUUGGCGCCCCGCCUUUUAGCAUUAUUUUACAGAAAAAGGACUCAAAAUACUUUUUAAGUUUGUUCGCCGAUUGUGAAACGAAUGUAAUCAUAACCGCAAGUGGUAUAUUAUACUAAUUAAUUUUGAGUGCGUGUUACGUAACUAACAUACACACAAAAGGAUUUCGAAAUUAGGACUAACGACAUUGCCCAAGGACAAAUAGAUUCAAUUUUGGUUAACUUUAGGAAAAUUAGCUGCAGUCUCCAGGUGACCUCUAGUUUAUGAUGUAAAUUUUAUAUCUUUGUUUACGUAAAGUGGAUAUGUGUUAAAUUGUGAUUUGAAGUCGAACUCUGCCAAAAUGCGGAAAAUAUUAUAAUUAGAAUUGCUUCGUCUCUUAGGAUUUUAUUUCUCCCCUUCUCUCUCCGACUGGUAUUCCUGAAUUUAUGGAAAUUUAUUACUACAAUAUUUUGAUAUGUUGUUAAAUUAAUUUCGUUUCGACUUAUGUAUUUGUUCGUUUCUAGAUGCCAGCCAAGAACCAUACUCUUUCACCCGAUAUCAUAGUUUUGGACGACAGUGACUUCGCGAAGCCUAAUAGCACAGGUGUACCGAGAAAGAAAUCCAAAACUAGCGUUGCAAAUGAAUCCGCAUUGAACACGAGUAGUCUGUUGUUUUUCUCACCACAGACGAGUAAUAGUCCAGGUAUGCUCCCGUUUUUAAAGCUCAGAGGCGAUUAUACUAUCACCACGAGCGCAAGCCCUGGUAACAUCGUUUCUACCUCCGCCAGGAGUUGCGUACGCCAGGGUUCGCACAAAACUUGAAAGUCCUUGAAUGUCCUUGAAUUUGAAAACAAAAAUUCAAGGUCUUGAAUGUCUUGGAAUUUGUAAAGAAGUACUUGAAAGUCCUUGAAUUCUUCUCGCUUUAGUUUAUGGAUAUUUUCUGAAAUUGUUUGACGUUCAAAAACGGAUAUUUUGUUGAAUUGAUUUUGCAUGCUCGUAUGUGAAAAAGCUGUUUGAAAUUCACUAAAGUUACGUUUUGAACAAUUCAACGUCAUAUUGCACUGAUUUCUAACGCCUUCUUUUCAGUAUUUCGUCCUUGAAUUUGCUGAUACAUGGCCUUGAAUGUCUUCGGAAAGUCCUUGCAAAUGAAUUUGACUCUCUCUGCAUGACAUGUACGAAGCCUAGUACGCGUAUUGAGAGACAUACAACUACUUGAAAAAUACGAAGGAAACUGCAACGUUUCGACGAAGCGCAUUCACUCGGAACGUCGAAGUUCUGCUUGUAAUUUUCAGGCAGUUGUACCUCUAUCUAUCCGCCGUGGGUGUCAGAUGUUGGGAUCCAAGGUAACCAAGUUAGUUACCUGCACGUGAGUGGAGCUAACUGCAAACCUGGGUCAGAAGGUCUUGUGCAUGUUGGCAUAGUGGAACAUUUCAAUUUUUCCCAAUAUCAUGACCAGGCGACAAUUUAAAAAGUUCGCUCAAAAAGUUCCCCCGGUCUCCGUCGCAACCCGCAAGUUACGUUGACCCAAUCCGCAGAUAUCAUCGCUUAUCGCUAUCUGCACUCGGGAAAUAUUUUUUAUACAAGAAAGUUUGUUUCAUUUACUACCUGUGGGCAAACAAGGGAACAUUCGUGGAAUCUCAUGCACAUGUUCGAAUUGAUCAAGAUUUUGUAAUAUCUUAAUUAAACAAUAUUGUACUGAAUUAAUCGCAUUUUGAGCGUGCAAUUUGUAUAAUUUUAUGAUUUGUUUUACUUUGCAGUGCCCUCGUCGUCAAAAACUCUUCAAAGCGAUAAUGAAUCAAACGAAAUGCGUGGAAAUGAAGAGAUUGAUCAGGUAUUUAUUGUAAUUUAUGAUCUCCGAUGGGAGGGGGUGCCAUUCUAUUAAGAAAAGAGAUAACUAAACGCUAGCCUGGGCUAGUACUGUUAAAACUACCAUGAGCUUACAAUUAAUAAGGCGGGGGUUAACCCAAACUUUAAGCUGUUCAUUCAGAUAGGCAUAACACAUCAGGUUUUACUCUAAACCAUGACAAACUAUAUAUCAUAUGAAAGCUAAUGAAACAUAGAUUCUGAAAAUAUAAUUUAUAUUAUCAAUAAUUACAUUGUAACCCGACACCGGCUACCACAUGCUGUGAGUUCCCUAUCUUCCUUUGAGAAAAGAUUUAAGAUUGGGUAUUGCAUUAAAUUGCUUAUUUUUGACACAGUGGUUGGUCAAAGUUUGUGAACAAGAAAGUGGUCACGUUUUGAUUCAUAACUUCCUAAAAAUUAUACAUUUCAAAAAUCUCUAUGCUUAUCCAAGAAAGCUCUCUUAGAGCAACAAUUCCUGAAAAUUGCAUAACAAUUGAGCAAAUACUAGUCGAGUUAUCUUUUCUCAACUGCGAAAAACAGGUAUUUGGAGAAAAUCAACUUUAAAAGUUGCCAUGUCUUAAAAAGUGCAAUAGUAAAUAUUUGGACUGUGCAAGUCAUUAUUUCAUGCAUUAAAUGAAACAGGGGGUUGUUUAAAACCUUGCUGCUUCAAAACUGACUCCCUCAGCUUCAUGAAGAGCCUCUUCCCUUUGUAUCGGCAGGAAGGCGUGUCAUUCGCAACGUUUCAUUUGCUUCUGGUUGGCAUGAAAAUAGAUUUUCUUAACCUCUUCUUGUCACGUACAAAGGAAUUAUGCCUUGUAUCAGUUGUAUGGUGACCAGCAGGUAUGGAAAGUCCCUCCAUAAUCCUUUCUCUGCUUGCAGCACCACUACGGAUUUGGCAAAAAGCUGAAGCAACAGUACAGUGAACAGUGUGGAAGCUGUGAUGUUUAUGCUUUGGACAUCAAGCCGAUACGGGUUGAUACCAGGGGUUCAGGCAUUCAUUUGUGUUUUGAAGUUGUGCCAUGUACCCAUCUCUCAUGCAACUUUGUAUCACUCACUCAGUUAUACAAAAGUUGGCUUCAGCUCUUCUUGUUUACCUAAAAGUUCAAGGCAAAAUCUUAUUAGUUGAGGUGUAGGUUCGACAUAGCAGCCCAAGGCAUAUAUCAAAGGUGCACAAAAUUUAUAUAAUAAAUAAACAAAGCAAAAAUAGCUGAUAAAACUUACAGUAUGUAAGAAUUUCAUUUUAUCACUUAUACAAUGCCAAGAUAACAAACAAAUAUAAUAUUUGGGUGAUAGGGCAAACUGGC